This is a messenger RNA of Parathielavia appendiculata, 740 nucleotides long. RefSeq lists its product as uncharacterized. Bases 159 to 626 code for a protein of 155 amino acids. The transcript is spliced from 3 exons. The record is from RefSeq and is a predicted model, not a curated record. NCBI's taxonomy places the organism in Eukaryota, Fungi, Ascomycota, Sordariomycetes, Sordariales, Chaetomiaceae.
UCGAGAGGCCGGGCAACUGCGUGUUCGGUGAUUCGAGGUAGACCGACCAAUCUGUUAAAAGGGGUAGUCGAGAGUAUGUUUUCCACAUACAACAUCUCAGGCUGCACUAACAACCACAAUGAACCGGUACUUGCUUGCAUGCUCCCUGUAAUAAAGGCAUGCUUCACCCUUUCCCAGAUCUGAAGUCUCAGAGUUGUAAGAAUGCCGUGUCUAAAAUGUUGUCCUCAGCUUGCAAGUCGAAACUCCACGACUGGAUGGCUGUGUUCAGUUGUCCAGUGCUGUGUGAAGCCGACGAUGUUGAAAGAAUUCGAGUCCGAAUCAGGCAAAGCAGCAAAUGCGGGGUUGGAACUUGGGACAGCGAUCCAGCAGAUCCGGUGGACUCCAAAGCCCACUCGGAUCCACCUGCAGCCUGCAGGUGCCAGGAACAGGUAGCCGUUGCCCUGGAAACGCAGGAAGGCGCGAAACCAAGAUCUGUGCAACUUUCAACCGAGUCCUGGAAACACAAAGUCAACCAGCGUCCCGGCUGUACCUCGACAUUCGAGCCUUUCAACAUUUUGUUUACUCCUCUCACUUUGCCACCAGCGGAGCUACCCCAGCCGCAGGGAAAAAUGCUCGCUGUUUUUUGAUGCGAAUUUAUCGUUCUAUCUUACAGCGAAACAACUACAUUAGCUGCAGAGCUUAGCUGCACGUCAUUGCGAUCCAUGAGACACCCCACCACAACCAAUCUCUUGCUCCUUUGA